AUGGAUAGGUCUCUAGAUUAUGAGGCACUCUUCCUAGAGUCUGAGAAGAGGCGAGAAGAGGCUGAGAGGGAGCGAGAAGAAGCUGAGAGGGAGCGCGACCAGUUGAAAGAAGAAACGCAACGAACAACAAUCGCUGAAUUUAUUCAGUACUGCCACCAAUACAUAUCCGAACCCCUGCAAAUCGAAAUGAACAAAGAGCGAUCUACCAGCGGGUCACUGACUAGCCCUAAAGGCCGCCUGUGUCCGACUUAUCUAAAACCAUGGGAAGGCUUUCACCAGCGGCAGGCAGAAGUCUACCAAGAGGUUUUGGGAUGCUUCAACUCAUUGGAGAACCCUAGACUAUUUUCCUCGCGUACAGUGGUGCAAGGUCUCGGAAAUCAACUGUGCCGUCGCCCUCAAUCCAGUGAAGGGGAUUUGUGGACCUAUGGACGACUUGGAAUGGAAGAUCCCACGGCUGAAGUACUUGAAGCGUUGAGAGCUAAUUCCGACUUCCCUCUAGGCGACGGCAUCCAGUUCGAUAACCACGCGAAUACCUUUGACGAUGAGCCUGUUCUUCCCGAUGCCCUGAAGCGAAAGCGAUCCCAACCUGACCAGUUUUGUGUCCAUCGAAAAGACGCGGAAAAUACCCUACUUUACUUUAUUGAAGAUAAAGCUACCCACAAGUUGACGCCUGAGAACCUUCGUGCUGGACUACAAACGAUGAACGUCUGGGAUAAGGUAGUGCAGAGGCCGACUAUUCCUCUGGACCGGGAUGAGAAACUCCAAUAUAAUGCAGAGCUGUUGACCAAUUCCGCAUUAACCCAUGCUUACGACUCUAUGAUGAAUCGUGGUUUAGGGCAUGCCGUUUUGAGAACUGGAAGCUGCUUAGUCUUUUUAUAUAUUGCCGAGGAUGACCCAGAAACCCUACGUUACUGCCUGACGGAGCCGAAUUUGGAUGUGACAGCAAUGAGCAAUGCUGUGACAGCAGUGGGGCGAUUACUUGCGUUCUGUUUGAUGAGCUUAGAAAUACCAGUCCGGAGCCAGCGCUGGCGCAACGAGGUGAUCCCGCAACUGCAUACGUGGGAGGUCGACUUCGAGUAUAUUCUCAGCCAGAUUCCAGACGACGAGAUACACUCUACACCUCCGGGUUCGGAAUAUAUACCGUCGUCGUCUCCCCUAUCUUCCUUCUCUGAGUCGCAUAACACCAGGACGCACGCUGGCUGUCGACCGGGCGACAUUGAACAAUCCUCCCCCACCGAUGAUUCUGAGUCGGAUGACGUGUCGGGAAAUAUUUCGGGAGCGCGAAAACGUACUUUGAGUCACUUCUCGUCGUCACCUCCGCAACGUCAACACAGGUCGGGUCGGCAGAAUAAACGCACCAAUCGUCCAGCACCGACCGAAUCACUUGACUUCUGUACUCAGCGUUGCCUGCGUGGAAUGAAAACUGGGAGGCGUUUAGACGAAAGCUGUCCAAAUGUUACGUUACACCGGAGGGCUUCCGACAAUCAUCAUCCAAUCAACUGCGUUGAUUUCGCAAUACCUUUCAAAUUAAGCUUAAUGCCUUACGGUUACACCGUCAUUGGCAAGGGAACCACUGAUCGCGGCUGGGAGGAGGUACAACGGGAAGUAGAGGUCUAUGAUGUAUUGCGGACCGUCCAAGGCUCCGCAGUACCGGUUUUUCUAGGCUCAGUCCACUCCAGUCAGAUGUAUUUUUAUAAGGAUGCUAAGAUAAAGCACUUCCUACUUUUGUCAUGGUGCGGAGACGAAUUUGAUUGGACUGAUUGGAACCAGGAGCAGUGGGAUAUAUAUCGACAAACGGUUCAGGAAAUACAACAUCUUGGUAUAAACCCUGGCAAACUCCAUCGGUCAAACGUAUUGUGGACCCCGCGACGUAGUCACGCGCGAAUUACCGGUUUUCAUCAAGCGAAGCCGGCGCCUCAACGGCCAGGGAAGCGCAAACUAGCUGCUCUGAAUAAUAAUAUAUCUAGGAAACGAGUUCGUACUACAUGA
This is a messenger RNA of Talaromyces proteolyticus, 1989 nucleotides long. RefSeq lists its product as uncharacterized. Bases 1 to 1989 code for a protein of 662 amino acids. The record is from RefSeq and is a predicted model, not a curated record. Lineage: Eukaryota; Fungi; Ascomycota; Eurotiomycetes; Eurotiales; Trichocomaceae. The transcript has 3 exons.